Messenger RNA from Cydia pomonella (codling moth), 1244 nucleotides. RefSeq lists its product as uncharacterized. Lineage: Eukaryota; Metazoa; Arthropoda; Insecta; Lepidoptera; Tortricidae. Bases 268 to 807 code for a protein of 179 amino acids. The record is from RefSeq and is a predicted model, not a curated record. The transcript has 4 exons.
AUACUCCGUGGUAAAAACGAAACGCAAUUUUAUCGAUUUUUAAUUACAUGCGAUCAGCUGGAAAAAAAUGUGUACAUAACAGAAAACACUGUACUGUACUUAGUGUAAUGUAAACUCAAGAACGAAUCCAAAUAGAAAUCUUUAUUUAUAACGCCAAUUUACUAGUCACAAAUCCUGAGAUAGUCCUGAAUGUCAAAUGAAAUUUAUUACUGAUUCUUCAAAAGGAAUAUAAGUUGAAAAACCCUUCUUUAGUCGCAACUAGGCAAAAUGGAAGAAAUGGUAGAUACUCCAGGGUCCGAAUUCCCGCAAAUGCCGGCUCCUGAGCCAGCCAAGCAGUGUUGCAUUUGUAUGAAGAAGGACCAGAAAUUGCUGCAUCUUUGCUUGAUCAACGGGGGUGGCAACAGUUUGUUCUCGUUACUGUGUGACGACCAAGACGACUCUCCGGACGACAACAAAGAACCCACGCGCUUAAUAAUCUGCUGGGAGUGCGACGCCAUCAUGUCCAACGUCGUAUGUUUCCGCCAGCAGGCCUGUAAGGCUCAGAAGCGCCUUUCUAGCAUCGCUGAAGGACGGUCCAUGUCGCAAAACACCUUUGUUCUUAUACCACCGUCGUCAGGAGCCCGCAGCUCGGGUCCCGAGGCUAUCCUCGAGUACCGCACACAAACACACGACCUGACGCAGCCGGUGUUCCGCAUCGUGCGUUACGUGCUACCUGAUGGCUCCGCUGCGUCGCUACCUUCGGCACAAGAAGACUCGGGACAUCCCUCAUCGCUACUGGAGCUGCUGGAAGGGAUCCACCGUAACUAAAGGGAUUAUUACAACUAUUACAUCUAUCCUUUCGUGCGACACUUUCAAAUAUCUUGUUGCUAAGAGGAACAGGGAAACAAUAUAUACUUUUCUUUGUCCCUCUCAGAGAAAGCGUCUUGGAAAAGGAAAGAUCUAAGAGCUCCCUUAUUUAUAGAAAAGUGUAGAUUACCGGUCGGGUGUGAUAACUCGACUAUACUCUAGCAAGCCACCUUCCUUGCUAGAAAAAGCAGCGGAAUUUAAAAUUGGUAUGGAUAAUUGAUUUCUGGCGCCUACAUUUUUCAAAUUUGCUGCCUUUUUUUACUGACAAAGCUGACUUGCCAGAGUAUAUUUUGUACCUACUCUAAAAAAAACAUUAAACAAGGCCCACGGGAAAAUAAAGUUUGAGGAAUAAAGAAUUUUUUCAAGUCUAAUUUGUUGUUUCUCGCCAACAAAUUAGC